AUGAGACUUGGUGCUGGUGCCUUUUGCAAUGUAUACAAAGGUGCCAUCGAGGGGUCAGCACCUGUUUCUAAGGUCAAUCCAUCGAUAACAGCCUACAACACGUUUAGAGAUUGUAUGUGUGCUGUUAAGAUGCUCCCAUCUUCAGCAGACAGCACAGCACACUCUGACUUCUUGCAGGAAAUCAAUUUCAUGAAAUCACUCAAACACCAUCCAUACUUGGUAAGUAUGCUUGGUAUAAGCAUGGAUAACUAUGGCAAUCUCAUGCUGCUCAUUGAAUAUUGUGACCUCGGUGACCUCCUACAUUUAAUUCGAAAUAAAAAAGAAGAAAUUAUUACAAAUCAUUCAAACGAGCACACGAAACUACGAAUCACAGAUAUGAUACUUUUUGCUUGGCAGAUCAGCAAUGGAUUAGAAUAUCUAAGCAGUAUAGGAUGUGUUCAUCGUGAUGUCGCUGCACGCAAUGUAUUUGUUACCUCAAAUUCUAUCUGUAAGCUCAAUAUUUUCAUUGCUUUCAGAUGGUCAUAUGGAGUAUUAUUAUAUGAAUUGUUUUCAUUUGGUGAAAUACCGUAUACUUUAUUUCAAGCAUCUGACAUUCUCGAGUUUCUAGAUUCAGGUGGCCGCUUAAGUCAACCUGACCAUUGCCCAAAUGAAAUAUAUAGGAUAAUGCUUCAGUGCUGGCAACAUGAACCCAAAUUGCGACCAAUGUUUACUGAAAUUUGUGCUAAUCUAAAAGCCAUUGAUAAAUUUAGUUUGAAGCAAAAUAUGCGCUCUGAAAUACUCAAUGAACAGUCAAAUGAUCAGAUAUGA
This is a messenger RNA of Thelazia callipaeda (thelaziosis nematode), 807 nucleotides long. The record is from the annotation of a GenBank genome assembly. Lineage: Eukaryota; Metazoa; Nematoda; Chromadorea; Rhabditida; Thelaziidae.